CAGUCUCACUUGCUCGCUCAAUCGGUUCAGUUCGGUUUAUUUUGUCUUCGCUUCGAUAUAAAAAUUUCAAUUUCAAUCUAAAUCUGAUUUUGAAACUGAAAUUUCGGUUUUCGGUCUUUUGCACUUCUCUUGCCUUCCUUUUUGGCCGUAAUCUUUAGCAACAAGAAUGGUGACCAACGCGGUGAUCAAACGCAAAACGCAAAGGCGCCCUAUUUCCUCAGCUCCCCCUCGAUUCGGUUCAUUCCCUCCACCUGGCCAGCAGUAUCCUGCCUUUCACUCGCAGGCAGGAGUUUGGGGAGGUGGCAAGCUCACGGCAGUGAAUCCCUCCCUUCCGCAGCAGCAGCAGCAGCAGCGGCAGCAACAGUUGCAGCAACAGCAAUUCCUUGGUGCCUCGUCUCCGUACCCUGUGCCCAGCUACGCGGAUCAGAUGCAAGCGGCAGUGCUCGACUACCAUCGCACCAGGCAGCUCCUGGAGAGCCAGCAGCAGAUGCUCCAGCAGCUCUACCAGGCCCACCCCGACGUAUCCGCCGCCCAGAUUCCGAAUCUUUCCCCACCGCCCGCCGAUGGAGGACACUUCGCCUACCGAGCGCAGCCCCAAUUCAACAGAGGAGUUCCGGGAUCUGUAAAUGGAGGUGGAGCAGGAGUUGGAACUGGAGCUUCGAGGAACGGGCCUGGUGGCGACUUCUACUCCACGCAGCAGCACAUGGGCUUCCUGCAGCAGCAGCAGCAGGACGUGCUCCGCGACCAGCAGCAGUCGGUGGCCCAGCAGUUCGCCACCAGCCAGUUGGCUCCGACCACCCGACAGAGUUUCGGGAUGGCGGUGCCCAUGUCCUCCGUUCUGGGGUCUCCCUCCUACCAGCUGUCCUUGGACGACUACCGCUUCUAGGCGGAGGAGCAGCUGUCGAAGGAAAAGGGGCAGGAAGAGGAGGAGAAGGAGCUGGAGCCUCGAACCCACAACCUUCUAAAUCUAGUCUUUUUCAUAAUUUUUUGAGCGUCAACGUAUUUUCCUCUUUUUUUGUAAAUUUUCGUGGUAUUUGGUAAGAGGAAAAGCAAGCAAAUAUAAUUCUUGUGAGUGAUGAUAA
Molecule: messenger RNA, 1082 nt
Organism: Drosophila ficusphila
Lineage: Eukaryota; Metazoa; Arthropoda; Insecta; Diptera; Drosophilidae
Product: nuclear factor of activated T-cells 5-like
Exons: 2
Coding region: 167-886 (239 amino acids)
Source: RefSeq, a predicted model, not a curated record